Molecule: messenger RNA, 1353 nt
Organism: Microthlaspi erraticum
Lineage: Eukaryota; Viridiplantae; Streptophyta; Magnoliopsida; Brassicales; Brassicaceae
Source: the annotation of a GenBank genome assembly
AUGAGAGAAAUCCUUCACAUUCAAGGUGGCCAAUGCGGGAACCAAAUAGGUUCAAAAUUCUGGGAAGUUGUAUGUGACGAGCACGGGAUUGAUCCCACUGGUCGAUACACUGGAAACUCAGAUCUGCAGCUGGAGCGGGUGAAUGUUUACUAUAACGAGGCAUCGUGCGGAAGAUACGUUCCCCGAGCCAUUCUCAUGGAUCUCGAGCCUGGUACUAUGGACAGUGUCAGAACUGGACCUUAUGGUCAAAUCUUCAGGCCUGAUAACUUCGUUUUUGGUCAAUCUGGUGCUGGAAACAACUGGGCUAAAGGGCACUACACUGAAGGAGCCGAGCUUAUUGAUGCGGUACUCGAUGUUGUUCGCAAGGAGGCUGAGAAUUGUGACUGUCUUCAAGGUUUCCAAGUAUGCCACUCGCUUGGAGGAGGAACGGGAUCUGGAAUGGGGACUCUGCUGAUAUCUAAGAUCAGGGAAGAGUAUCCUGAUCGAAUGAUGCUUACUUUCUCUGUCUUCCCAUCACCAAAGGUCUCUGACACAGUGGUUGAGCCAUACAACGCCACACUCUCCGUUCAUCAGCUGGUUGAAAAUGCUGAUGAGUGUAUGGUUUUGGAUAAUGAAGCCCUUUAUGACAUCUGUUUCAGAACACUCAAGCUUACCACUCCUAGCUUUGGUGAUCUGAAUCAUCUGAUCUCUGCAACCAUGAGUGGGGUUACAUGCUGUCUUAGGUUCCCGGGCCAGCUCAACUCUGAUCUGAGGAAGCUUGCAGUGAACCUCAUCCCUUUCCCUCGUCUCCACUUUUUCAUGGUUGGUUUCGCUCCUCUCACCUCCCGUGGAUCCCAGCAGUACCGCGCACUCACCGUCCCUGAGCUCACCCAACAGAUGUGGGAUUCAAAGAACAUGAUGUGCGCCGCAGACCCGCGUCACGGCCGGUACCUAACCGCCUCGGCGAUGUUCCGUGGCAAAAUGAGCACUAAGGAAGUAGACGAGCAGAUGAUAAACGUGCAGAACAAAAACUCUUCCUACUUUGUGGAGUGGAUACCGAACAACGUGAAGUCGAGCGUCUGUGACAUUGCGCCUCGCGGUCUCUCGAUGGCGUCGACUUUCGUUGGGAAUUCGACGUCGAUCCAGGAGAUGUUCAGGAGGGUGAGUGAGCAGUUCACAGCCAUGUUCAGGAGGAAAGCUUUCUUGCAUUGGUACACGGGUGAAGGAAUGGACGAGAUGGAGUUUACUGAAGCCGAGAGCAACAUGAACGAUCUCGUCUCUGAGUACCAGCAAUAUCAAGACGCAACUGCGGAUGAAGAAGGCGAGUAUGAAGAAGAGGAGGACGAGGAAGGGGAGCUAUUGGAUCAUGAGUGA